This is a messenger RNA of Racocetra persica, 156 nucleotides long. The record is from the annotation of a GenBank genome assembly. NCBI's taxonomy places the organism in Eukaryota, Fungi, Glomeromycota, Glomeromycetes, Diversisporales, Gigasporaceae.
ACAAACCUCAAGUUUUAUUAUUAACAAUAAUCGAAUUUAUUCAAUUAGCAGCAGAAAAAAUAUUUAAAUAUAAACAGUUAAGAGAUAAUCAAUUAGAGACUGUUUAUAACUAUAUUGAUCAACAAAAAGAUACUUUAGUUUUAAUUAAAACUGGUG